Messenger RNA from Anoplophora glabripennis (Asian longhorned beetle), 4996 nucleotides. It is a transcript of the gene svr, whose product is annotated as carboxypeptidase D. The record is from RefSeq and is a predicted model, not a curated record. Gene Ontology annotation, biological process: proteolysis. The coding region runs from base 140 to 4408 and encodes 1422 amino acids. NCBI's taxonomy places the organism in Eukaryota, Metazoa, Arthropoda, Insecta, Coleoptera, Cerambycidae. The transcript has 19 exons. Gene Ontology annotation, molecular function: metallocarboxypeptidase activity; zinc ion binding.
AUUACGGUUUCCGAAUCAUAACCUGUUCCUGUUAUAGAAUAGUUAUUGUGCUGUAAAUUUAUUGUUGACGUAGGUUGUAGGCGAGAUAAAAGAACCUUUAAAAAAAUGGUAAACUGAGCAAUACAAAACACAAAUAAAAAUGUUCUCUAAAGCAAUACUGUUGACGUGCGUGAUAUUAAAAUUAAGUGAAUCUCUAAGCGUCCCGACUGGCGAAGCCGAAUAUGAGAAGUUCCUGGAAAACCCUAGCUAUCUCAACUAUGACGAAUUGACUAACUUAUUUAAGAAAUUGGAAACGGAGCACCCGAAUCUCGUAAGGCUGCAUUCGAUAGGGAAAUCGGUGAAGAACAGGGACCUAUGGGCCAUAGAAAUAAACUCCAAUGUCCCCAACAGGACGUUGCUCACCCCCAUGUUCAAGUAUGUUGCCAAUAUGCACGGGGAUGAGAGCCUGGGUAGGCAGUUGAUGAUUUAUUUGGCGCAAUAUUUGGUCCGUAAUUACGGAAAAAUCGACAGGGUGACCAAGCUGGUCGACACAACCGAUAUUUUCCUAAUGCCCUCCAUGAAUCCAGAUGGAUACGAAAAUUCUGAGGAGGGGCGUUGCGAAUCAAAACAGCACUACGUGGGUAGAGAAAACGAGAAUGCUGUGGAUCUCAAUAGGGACUUCCCAGACCAGUUUGAAGUCGUAAGAGCGGGCACGAUUCUAUCUGGUCGACAGCCAGAGACCAUAGCUGUGAUGACAUGGAUCAUAUCAAGGCCGUUUGUUUUGUCUGGAAAUUUACACGGGGGUGCUGUUGUUGCUAGUUAUCCUUACGACGAUUCAUAUCCACCAAGAACAUGCUGCAGGGAAAGCAAAUCCCCCGACAACAACCUCUUCAAAUCGCUAGCUCUCCUAUAUGCAAAUUCUCAUUUGUUCAUGAAAAAAGGAAACGUCUGCAAAAACGACAACUUCAACCAGGGUAUCACCAACGGGGCCUUCUGGUACGAAGUCAGAGGGGGUAUGCAAGAUUUUAACUAUGUCCACUCCAACUGCUUCGAGGUGACCUUCGAACUGAGCUGUUGCAAGUUCCCGAAAGCCGAGACUUUACCCGACGAGUGGCGGAACAACAAGGAGUCUCUCCUGAGAUUCAUGGAAGCGACCCAGUGGGGCGUGAAGGGAACCGUCACUAACGAGAGGAACGAAGCUGUGUUGGACGCCGACGUAGUCGUCGCCGGUAUCGGCCACAACAUCACCACGUCCAACCGAGGGGAGUACUGGAGGCUGCUCUUGCCCGGGACUUACGAGAUAUACGCUACAGCUUGCGGUUAUUUGCCGUCCGAGCGGGUGAAGGUGGUUGUAGAAGAAGGGAAGACAACCGUGCAGAACUUUACCUUGAAACUGACUCCCCCCGAAAAAGGUGCCUUCCAAGCCGUUGUAAACGCUACGUCAGCUUUAUACGACCAGUACGGUUUUAUGAUCAGUAACAACUCGAUCUUCAAACACCAUCAUUACGAGGAAAUGGUGAAUUUCAUGAAAGAAUUCAGCAAUCAGUAUUCGAAAAUUACCAAACUGCAUUCUAUAGGGAAAUCCGUGCGGGGCAGGGAGCUGUACGUUUUAAUCAUAAGCAGUACCCCAGACAAACAUGUACCAGGAAAACCCGAGUUCAAAUAUGUGGCGAAUAUGCAUGGAAAUGAAAUCGUUGGUAGGGAACUAUUACUGUAUCUGAUUAAAUAUCUCUGUGAGAGAUACGGAACCGACGACAGAGUGACAAAAUUGCUAGAAACCACCAGAAUACACCUAUUACCCAGUAUGAACCCGGACGGUUAUGAAAUAUCAAAAGAAGGUGAUUCUUCCAGCGAACACGGAAGGAGUAACGCCAACGGUUUUGAUCUGAAUCGAAAUUUUCCUGACCAGUAUGGUACUAACCAGUACAACGAGGACAUCCAACCCGAGACGCAGGCGGUAAUGGACUGGAUCCUGUCUGAACCCUUCGUAUUGUCCGCUAAUUUACACAACGGUGCCCUUGUCGCGAACUACCCUUACGAUGACACACCCGACGGUAUAACCUACGAGAACCCCUCGCCCGAUAACGAAGUCUUCAAGUAUUUGGCACACAGUUACUCUGAUGCGCACAGAGUGAUGCACGAAGGCAAGCCCUGCCCGAUGUUCCCCGACGAACGUUUCCCCGGCGGCAUCACGAACGGGGCCAAGUGGUACGUCGUCACGGGCGGCAUGCAGGAUUGGAACUACCUCACGGCCGGGUGCAUGGAAAUAACUCUUGAGAUCGGUUGUUAUAAAUACCCCUACGCCCAAGCUUUGCCUCAGUACUGGUUAGACAACAAGGACGCUCUGAUAACGUACAUGGAACAGGUCCAUAAGGGCGUUUCUGGUUUCGUAACCAGUACGAUAGGUAAUCCGAUCAAACAUGCCCAAAUAGUCGUUGAAGGAAUCAAACAUCCCGUCAAUUCCGCCGAGAGCGGAGACUACUGGAGGAUACUUCUGCCCGGACGGUAUAAUUUAACCGUAGCUGCGAGGGGAUACGAGAGCUACACUUCAGAAAUCACUAUUCCGAAAUCUGGAUACUUGCAAUACAACAUCACCUUGAUGAAAGACGAUCCUUUACACUGGGCCAGCGCGUACGAUUUCGGCAAUGGAGAAAAUCAGUACAACCCGAAAUACCAUUCGGAUGAGGAAGUGUACGCACAAUUGGCCGAUUUUGAGAACAGAUAUCCGGGCGUCGCCAAAUUCGAAGGUGGCGACAACUAUGUUUCCAUGGCGAUACACUGGCUGGAGAUAAGCAAAGACGUCGAAGGGGACGACGAGCCCAAGUUCCACGUUGCCGUAAUGGGCAACCUCUUCGCGACGCAGCCCAUCGGCAGAGAAAUAUCUCUGUACCUAGCCCGUCACUUGCUCACCGGAUACGUCAUCGGAGACUUUACGAUAGUAAAAAUUUUAAGCAACACGGUGAUCCACAUAAUCCCGGUCAUAGAUCGGGCUUUCGAGAAAAUAUGGGGUAACUACGACAGAGAGCAGUCGGGCAACGUCAAACCCGAUAAAUACAUAUGUAACAACAUUACCGCGGAUUUCAAACAGGUCGGGGACCAGAUCAUGAACCUGAAUAGCAGGGUUAGCAAUAACCAGGAGACGAAAACUGUCGCCAAUGCCUUUAAGCAUUUGUUGCUGGAAGAAAAGUACGAUUUGGUGCUGAACAUCGAAGGCGGGACCAGUGGACUAAUAUACCCUUCAGACAAAGGCCCAAUCCAACUAUACAAAGGCAUAGCCGACAGGUAUACAUCAGCUCUGAAGAUACCCCAAACGUGUACAGAGCAAACUAAAGGUACCACUAACAUUCUAACCGAUUACCUGUACCGAGAAUACAGCACUCCGUUACUGACGGCAAAAGUCAGCUGUUGUGAGUACCCCGAUAUAGGUAACAUUCCCUACAUAUGGAGAGAUGUCCUCGGUCCUAUCAUGAGCGUGCUCAACAGUACUUUAACAGGCUUGGAAGGAAAUGUCCGCGAUGGAAAAUUAAGCCCUCUGCUAAACGCCACCGUGAAAAUAGCGGGCUCCGAUCAAGUUAUCGAAGUGACCAAGAAAACAGCCCAUUUCAAGAUUAUGUUGCCACCCGGCAAAUACGAAUUAGAAGUAGCUUGCCACGGAUACGAGAGUUUAUCCAAACAGAUCGUUGUCACUGACGGCAGCAUAACGCUUACGAAAAUCACAUUGUAUGAGAAAAGUUCGGGUACUGUGACUCCAGCUCCAGAGGUAUAUCAAGGAACUAUCAUACAGAACGGAUCGGACAAAGUGGUUAUAACUGAUUCCACGAUGCACGAACCGUUUCACGGUGUCGUCAGUACCGGCAUAAAAGGUUACGUGAAGGAUUAUUCAGAUCACCCUGUACUGAAUGCGCAAAUAAAGGUCGUAGAAAAGAAUCUGACCAUCUUCGCCGACAAGAACGGUAAAUACGGUAUUCCCCUAUCGCCUGGAAAAUAUACGCUCAAGAUUGACGGGGAAGGGUACUUCCCCGACGUUAAAAUCGUCGAUGUUAACGAUAUCAACGAGUUCCCCAAAGUGGUGGUUGUGACACUGAAGAAAAAUUCGAACGUACUUGGAAUGCCUAGACUAGCUUUCGUGAUACUGACGGGCCUUCUUUGUGCUGGCGCCCUGGGUUUCGGCAUAUUCUGCUACAUGGCUUGCAAGAAGAAGAACGAGUACGGACUUCUCUCCCAGAACAUUAAGUUCUACGAAGAAUUCCGGGACGUGGAUAAGGACGAGGAGAAGGAACUGUUUUCCAGAUCCACAGAAAGUAAGCCGAUGGUGACACGGCCCUACUAUGAUGAUGACGACGACGAUGACGAUGACAACGCUGAUUUCGUACAGGCCACUUACAUCUCCAGUUCCGAGGAAGAGGAUAAUGUUCUGUUGAGGAAGUAGUUGAAUCUUUGAGAAAACGGUGACGUUUUCAACGGUUUUCUCGCUUUUAAUUGUGACGUUUUAAGUUAUUUUUUAAUGAUGUAUAUAUUUAGAUUUUAACAUUCCGCUAGGUGCUGCUCUUCCGACAACAUUUCUUGUAAUAUAGUUUUUUCUGUUUUGUGUGACAACAGAAGGACAGUCUUUAAACAGACUCUAAAUAUAAAGGGGUUAACAGGAUUUCUGAAUAUUUUGGAAAUUUCGACAUUGCUUGCCAAUUUCUUUUGUGUUUUUACAGAUUCUUUUACUAUGUUGCUUCAACACCUUUUCGUUAGGACAUUGUUUUUUUUAAGGAACGUAUCUUAAAGUUUAUUUUUCUGGAUGGUAUUAUAAUUUUAGCUUUAAAUGUAUUUUGUAGACGAUGAAUCUAAAGGAUUUUUAAAAAUUUUUCUAAAUACUUAGUGUAUUUACCCCAAGUACAGCUUUUUAGAUGCAUUUAUCAAGUUUUAAAUGAUGUUUUUUACAACUUUUAAAAAGAAUAAUAACUAUUUUAUAAAUGGAUGUAUUUCAUGUUUUUUAUCUCCAAUUGGUAUAAAUUUUAUAAAAAUUGAA